Messenger RNA from Capsicum annuum, 1326 nucleotides. RefSeq names its product chromatin remodeling protein EBS. NCBI's taxonomy places the organism in Eukaryota, Viridiplantae, Streptophyta, Magnoliopsida, Solanales, Solanaceae. The record is from RefSeq and is a predicted model, not a curated record. Gene Ontology annotation, molecular function: chromatin binding. Bases 193 to 828 code for a protein of 211 amino acids. The transcript is spliced from 5 exons.
GUAAUUUUUGUGAAAAUCAGCGUUUCUCCUGAGACUUGAUAAAAAAAUCUAAAAAGAAAGAAAAGCCCCGGUGACACACGUUAGCUUGGCUCGUUUCGUCUACCUCUCUCUAUCCCCUAUUUCUCUGUCUACACAGUUUUCAUUUUCAGGCGCAUGACUAAUUUCUAGUGUUGUUACACACUCCUUCAGUCCAUGGCUAAAACUCGUACCAAUCGUCGAACCCUAGAUUCCUAUACCGUUAAAUCCAUCAGCAAAACCAUUCGAGCCGGCGACUGCGUGUUGAUGCGACCGUCGGAGUCAUCAAAGCCGUCGUACGUUGCAAAAGUUGAGAAAAUUGAGUCCGAUAGCCGAGGUGGCAACGUGAAGGUUCAUGUCCGGUGGUACUACCGUCCGGAGGAGUCGCUCGGCGGCAGACGUCAAUUUCACGGCUCAAAGGAAUUGUUUAUGUCCGAUCACCGUGAUAUACAAAGUGCCGAUACUAUUGAAGGAAAGUGUAUGGUCCACACGUUCAAGAGCUAUACCAAACUCGAUGCUGUUGGUAACGAUGAUUUCUUUUGCCGAUUCGAGUACAAUUCUGCUACUGGAUCGUUUAUUCCCGACAGAGUUGCCGUGUACUGUAAAUGUGAAAUGCCAUACAAUCCUGAUGAUCUCAUGGUUCAGUGUGAGAGCUGCAGUGACUGGUUCCACCCUGCUUGUAUAGACAUGACGCCUGAGGAAGCCAGGAGACUUGACCACUUCUUUUGCCAAAAUUGUUCAUCUGAAGAUCAGAAGAAAUUGCUAAAUCCUCAUGCUACUUCAAGACAUUCUGAUAUAAAGAUAUGCUACUGAAGCCGCAAGUUUUAAAAUUUGACGCGAGUAUUUCAGGUUGAGUCCAAACGCCGAAGGAGGUGAUACUUCUGCCUUUGCUGAAGGAACUGUAACAUUUAUCUUAUUUGGCCAGCGUGAUGCAAGCAAACACUGAGGCAACUAUAACUGCAUCAGAAGCAACUAUCAUGUGGACUAAUGUAAAGGGAAACUGACUGAAACUUUUUAUUACCUACUGGUUUGAUAGGCAUGCGUGCACCUUGUAUCUCGUUAAGUAGGUCGAGGAAGUGUUUGGUUGUGUGUAAUUAUUUACUGUAGGUUUCCUUUUAUGUUCUUCCACGCUGCUACUUAUUAGGGUGAUGGGGUGUGUUGUGUUUAUAUUUAAGUUAAAAGUAGCUUAGUGUGUUUUCUGUAAAUACGUGCUGGCGCUUGCUUGGCGUUUGCUGAAGCAAUAGCCUUCUGCUAACAUUUUCCUACGGAAACUGCUUACUAUGGUAUACUAAUUGCUUUUUUUUUGCCUUA